Molecule: messenger RNA, 1524 nt
Organism: Heterostelium album PN500
Lineage: Eukaryota; Evosea; Eumycetozoa; Acytosteliales; Acytosteliaceae
Product: kelch repeat-containing protein
Exons: 4
Coding region: 1-1524 (507 amino acids)
Source: RefSeq, a predicted model, not a curated record
AUGUUUUAUAUAUUUGAAUGUGUACUUAAGCAUAACGGUCAUUCUCUGGAUCAUAUAGAAGAUAUCAAAUCGAGUAUUAUUACCAAUCAAAACAACAACAACAAUAACAACAACAACAAUAUUAGUAAUAAUAAUAACAUCGUCAUAAAUGGCGAAACUAAUAUUAAUGGAAGUGAUAGUAAUAAUAAUAAUAAUAUUAAAUAUAAUAUUCAAUCAAGUUUACAAAAGACGUUUGAUGUUACAAAGGCAAAGGUGGUUGCAUAUAGACAACUCCAACAAACAGAACUUGAGAUUUCAAGUAAAUUCGCAGAGAUACACGAUCUUCUUGUUGUCGAGGAACACAAACUAAAGAAACCGAUCGUCAAUGACAAAGACCAAUUAGAGCAACAGAUUGACAAUCAUGUCAACGAGAUGAAAUCACUCAACCAUCUAAAUUAUAUUAAUAAUCAAUUUUCAUUAUUGAAUAAUAAUAAUAAUAAUAAGAACAAAAAAGAUAACAAUAAUGAUGAUAACAGUUCAACAUCUUUGACAACAACAACCACCACAACCACUACAUCCUCCGAUACAACUGACAAAUAUCAAUUAUCAAAUAUUAUCAAUUCAAUUUCGCAAUCAAUCGAUUCAAAUGAUUUCAUUCAACAAAAUAUAUAUACCUUAUUUAGUAAGAAUAAUAUCGAUAGCAUCGUCAGCAUCAAAGAUAUCGAUAUCUAUACACUUUUAAAUUUGUAUAUUAAACACAAUGCUGAGUACAAACACCAACCGAUUCCAAGUGAAUUAAAGUUGAUUACCAAUGAAAAGAUACAGUCUUUUAAAUUGGAGAAUGUAAAUCAACAACACACUACACCUGCUGUCCAACAACAGAGUCAACUUCAAUCCUAUAUAUUCUCGACGGAUAAGGAAAGACGUGCAGCAAUCAUAACCAUUCCAAAUAAAGUGGAUAAUAACGAUGAGUAUAGAGUCGACUACUUGGAUAUCUUGUUUGAUAGCAGGUGGGCAUACAAUUCCGUUGUAGUCGUGGGCGAUUACAUCUAUCGAUUCGGUGGUAGCGAUAUCCCCAAUAACACCUACCAGCUCUACUCUAUCAAGAAUCGACUGCUUAAGCUAUUUGGUAACCAAAUGUACUCUGUGAUUCCACUACACAAUAGAAUCGUAAGAAUUGAUCCGGAAACAAAAGCAGUCGUUGAUCUACCGAUUGACUUUGCAAAUAAGGUUGUACUAUCAUCGCCGGCUAUGUGUACAGAUGGUGUCGGUAACAUCUACAUUCUCUCGGCCAAAGGAUUCAUCAGAAUCAAUGUGAUUACUCAUGAGAUCGAAGAUUUACAAGCCACCAACUAUAAAUCGUUGGAAUUCCAGUUGGUUUACUACCAAGCCAACAAAGAUGAGAGUUACAUCUACUAUCUCCAGGGCAAAGAUUUCAACUAUGUCUAUUCGGUAGAAAAGAAUAUUUGGCAAACCAUCAUGAAAAACGAUCAAUCAAACCGUGCAUUCUGUGCAUCUGUACUAUUUCAAAUAUCAAAUCAAUAA